AUGGCAUUAAGUGCAACGAUGUUAGGUAUUCCUUUGAAAUAUGUCAGUUUAGUCACACUAUGUAUUCAAAAUAGUACUUUAGUAAUAAUAAUGAGGUAUUCUCGACUCGAUAAGGAGCAUUUAUAUUAUACAUCAACGGCCGUAUUUCUAUCCGAGUUUACCAAGCUCAUUAUUUGUCUUUAUAUGGCCGGACGAAAUCAAAUACGUGAGACUGGACGGUUGAGUAUUUCAGAACUUUACACUCAAGUGUUUGCUCCCGACGCAUGGAAAUUAAUGAUCCCGGCAGCUCUCUACACGGUUCAAAAUAAUUUGCAGUAUGUCGCCGUAAGCAUGCUUGACGCGGCAACGUUUCAGGUCACUUAUCAGUUGAAAAUUCUCACAACCGCUUUAUGUUCAGUAAUUAUGCUCCGAACUUCUUUAAGUGGAUUAAAAUGGUCUUCAUUAGUUUUACUCACUUUUGGUGUUGCACUUGUUCAAAUGCCAAGUGAUUCUUCUGGAAGUAAAACAAUUGUUGAUGAUGAUGCUAGCAUGGAAAGAUUUGUGGGUUUAGGAGCUGUAGCCGUAGCCUGCGUAAUUUCUGGUAUCGCUGGUGUAUAUUUCGAAAAAGUUCUCAAAGGUAGCAAGACAUCCGUUUGGAUUCGAAAUGUUCAACUUUCAUUCUUUUCACUCUUCCCCGCUUUAAUCAUGGGGGUUUGGUGGAAAGAUGGAGCAGGAGUUUGGGAAAAUGGAUUCUUUUAUAAUUACAAUUACGUGGUUUUGGCAGCGAUUUCAUGUCAAGCUAUCGGUGGUAUUAUCGUCGCUAUGGUAGUCAAAUAUGCGGAUAACAUUCUUAAAGGAUUUGCCACAUCCAUUUCAAUUAUUCUUAGUUUCCUCGCUUCCGUUUACCUCUUUGAAUUCAUCGUCACCACAACAUUUUUGCUUGGGGCCACACUCGUUUUAAUUGCUACAUAUAUGUAUAGUAAACCUGAUCCACCAAAGAAAGAAUAUAUGGAUGUUAAUAAAUUACCCACGCAAACACUUUCAAAAAAUAAUGAAGAGAAAGAAGAUGAUGGAUAUGAUUCUUCAGUAUCUACAUCAAACAUUCGCAAUAACGAAAAAUUCGAUAAAAAUUUGUAA
Funneliformis caledonium is the source of this 1116-nucleotide messenger RNA. NCBI's taxonomy places the organism in Eukaryota, Fungi, Glomeromycota, Glomeromycetes, Glomerales, Glomeraceae. The record is from the annotation of a GenBank genome assembly.